This is a messenger RNA of Pseudophryne corroboree (corroboree frog), 8770 nucleotides long. RefSeq names its product kinetochore scaffold 1 (gene KNL1). The transcript is spliced from 32 exons. Gene Ontology annotation, biological process: cell division; attachment of spindle microtubules to kinetochore; protein localization to kinetochore. The coding region runs from base 517 to 8430 and encodes 2637 amino acids. The record is from RefSeq and is a predicted model, not a curated record. Lineage: Eukaryota; Metazoa; Chordata; Amphibia; Anura; Myobatrachidae. Gene Ontology annotation, cellular component: nucleus.
ACUGGCAGCCGGGCCGGUAGCUGCCGUACAUCACACACCGCUGUAUAGCAGAGCGAUACUAUCUCUCUCUGUUCAUUGGUGCCACAGUUAUCGAGCAAACGGUACACACCCAGUUGUCUGAGUGGCAGGAACAUUCUCCAAUCAGCAUCGGGAGGCGUGGCCGGGGCUCGGGCGGCUAAAUUUGAAAAUGGCAGAAGAGGGUCUGGUGUAACCGCUGCCGCUGUGUGAUCAUCCGGUAUUAUUGUGUGGGUGAGGAGACUGACUGGGGGGGGGACCCUCCGAGCAGCAGGCCCGAGCCUCCGCUCUGCCGCAUUAUCCUGCAGAAUUCUAGUUUGAGCACCUGUCCAAUGAUAGAUAUGGGCCUCAUCCUGCAUGACGAAUGAGUAAUUCUCGGCAAAAUCAAAAUCUGAAAUGGAAAUCCAAUAAACAAAUAAAACCUUUAUCCAUUUCCAAUCCCUCAAGUAGCAUCAUCCAUCCAGAGCAGCAGCACCAAAUGGGUAUUUUGUUUUUCAAGAAAUGGAUGGCAAUGACCUGACAGAACGCAGCCGUCGUAGGAGAAUUUCCUCGAUUUUGAAGGCACCUCGGAGUCCCCUUAGAGACCUUGGAUAUGGAAAUGAACUUUAUCAGGAUUCUACUCUUGAAAAGCGGCGGAAAAGUUCUCGGCGAGUGAGCUUUGCUGAGACUAUAAGAGUUUUCACUCCAGAGCCACCAGCAACUGCAGCAGCUGAUACUAAGAUUACCGAUCCUGCCUUAAGUGAUACAUCCAAUAAUCACAAAAAUAGUACCUGCGAAAUCACUGGAAUAAACACGUUACUUCAUGGACCGAUUCAAGUUCCAGCUCACCAGGCAGAGUGGAUUGCCACAGACUGUACAAAAGACAGGACUAUUUUAUUCUCCUCUGAUAUGGAUAUGACCACAAGCAAUACCAUAGCCAUUGAUAGGCUUGUUGAGGCAACACCAAAGAAAAUAGAUACUGGUUUAUUUUUGUCAAGUUUAAAAUCCCCAAAAAGUGAGGAAUCAACUGGCAACAUACAUCUUCCUUUUUCAAUUAGUGGCCAAAAUAAUGCAAGUUUUGAGGUGAUGACGAACUCUUCCUGUCCAACAAAAAUGAAGUUUGAGGACUUCUUAGCAACUUUGGGAAAUAAUAAAUCAAAGACAGUAAAAACAAACACCACUAUGUGGGCAGACGAUGCUGACAAGGAGAACAUUUUUCCUUAUGUUCCCAAAGAAAAUAUAUCUAACAAGAAGAGCAUUCCUGCACUUUUUUAUGCUCUGGAGAAUACAGGAGAUGUAACACAAAUGUUCAGAGAGCAAGAGAACGGACUUGACCUAACGAAAUGCCAAACAACCAACAUUACUACUUUCAUUCCAAUGUUCAAAAGAGAAUGGACUAAUAAUAAUCCAGGCAGCACCUGUGCUGACCCAGAAACGCAAACCUUACAUAACUGUCAGCACUUAGUACCUUCUGGCAUCGCUAGUAAAUCUUACACUAAUGACCAAACUGUGUUGAUGAAGGAUGACAUGGACUUAACAUGUAGUCAUACAACACGCAUAGAUGGAGAGUUAUGGCAACCACGUCGUAUAUGUGAUGACAGUGUUUUCCUCAAUGACCGGACCAUAAUUUUUACUAAUGAGAACGAAAUGGAACUUACGAAAAAUAAUGUGGUUUUAUUGAAUAGUAUAAAAACAGGUGCAUUGCCUGUCGCAGGGGAAAAGAGUCUGGUCUGUAUGGAGCGUACAACAGUUUUUCCAGAUGAGGAAAUGGACAUUACCAAUAGUCAUACAGUAGCUAUAGAUGGUUUAGCAGUGGAUCAGAUGAGAAACCAAACAUCCACCUAUUCUUCCUCUAACAAAGUUCUAGUAACGUGUGAAACGCCCACAAAUGAGCUCCCUUUUAAUGUUUCUCUUGCUGAAAACGGUGGACCAAACAAUUGUGUAAAUCGCAGUAAUGGUCCUGGGGCAGGAAAUCCUCAAGGCAGAGCUUAUGAAAUCAGCAAAAUGGAGACUUCUAAGUUGGAAGAGCAAUCGGAUCUUGCCAUGGGUGAUGUAUGCAACAAUAACAAAAAUAGUACCUGCCAAAUCACUGGGAGAAACAGUUUGAUUUGUGGACCCAUUCAAGUUUCGGCUCACCAAGAUGAGGUGACCCCAAUUAUAGCAAAAGUAGACCCUCACGGGCACACUUCGCUUGCCAUGCUUCAGUAUAAUACAAAAGACUGCACUAGAGACAGGUCAUGUUUCUUCUCCUGUGAUAAUGAUAUGGAUAUGACCACAAGCAAUACCAUAGCCAUUGUUGAGGCAAAACCAAAGAAAAUAGAUACUGGUUUAUUUUUGUCGAGUUUAAAAUCCCAAAAGAGCGAGGAAUCAACCAGGAAGAUACAUUUUCCGUUUUCAGUCAGUGACCUAAAGAAUGCAAGUUUUCAGCUGCUGACCGACUCUUCCUGUCCAACAAGAAUAGAGUUUGGGGAAUUAGCAACUUUGGGAAAUAAUAAUAAAUCAAAGACUGUAAAAACAAACACCACUGUUCGGGUAGAAGAUGCUGAUAAGGAGAACGUUUUCCCUUCUGUUCCUAAAGAAAAUAGAUCUAAUAAUAAGAGCGUGCCUCCGUUUUUCCAUGCUCUGGAGAAUAUAGGAGAUGUAACACACCUGUUCAGGGAGCAAGAGAAUGGACUGGACCUAACGAAAUGCCAAACAACCAACAUUACUACUUUCAUUCCAAUGUGCAACAGAGACUUGCUGAAUACGAACAAUCCAGGCAUUACCUGUACUGACCGUGCUAGCAGGGAACCUUCUGUCAUCACUAGUAAAUCUUACCCUAAUGACCAAACUGUGUUGAAGGAUGACAUGGACUUAACAUGUAGUCCUACAACACGCAUAGAUGGAGUUUUAUGGCAACCGCGUCGUAUAUGCGAUGAUGACAGUGUUUUCCCCAAUGACAAGACCAUCAUUUUUACUAAUGAGAAUGAAAUGGAACUUACGAAAAAUAAUGUGGUUUUGUUCAACAGUAUAAAAGCAGGUGCAUUGCCUGUCGCAGGGGAAAAGAGCCUGGUCUGUAUGGAGCGUACAACAGUUUUUCCAGAUGAAGAAAUGGACAUUACUAAUAGUCAUACAGUAGCUAUAGAUAUUUUAACAGUGGAUCAGAUGAGAAACCAAACAUCCACCUAUUCUUCUUCUAACAAAGUUCUAGUAAUGUGUAAAACACCCCAAAAUGAGGUCCCUGUUAAUGUUGUUUCUCAUGGUGAAAAGGGAGGACCAAACAAUUGUGUAAAUCACAGUUAUGUUCCUGGUACAGGAAAUAUUCAAGGCAGAGCUUAUGAAAUUAGCGGAAAGGAGGCUUCUAAGCAGGGAGAGCAGUCUGGUAAGGCUGCUACUCCAUUCUGUCUGUCCACUGCAAAUUCAGCAUCUGACCUUGAUCAGACCAAAGCUGUUAUGGAUAUUCUGAAACUUACCCCGAUUGGCACAAAAAAUACAAAAUCUCAAACGUUUUUAUCUUGCACUUCAGCUGAGAACCCACCUAUUGCCUCUACUGAAAGGACAAUUUUGUUUACAGGUGAUCAGGAUGAUAUGGAGUUCACCACAUCUCACCCCAUUGCCAUUGUUGGAAAAUAUUUGCAACAAUCCAGCAAGACUAGUAUGCCAAAUCGAAUUCCUGACAUGGAUAUGACUCAAACACAUACUGUUGCUAUUGAGACAAAUGUGUUCUGUGAGGGGGAGGAUAUACAUAAUACCGAUUUAAAAAGCCUAGGUCAACAAAACUUUGCCAUUCAUUCUGCAGCUGCAAACAACAAUGUACUCGUGUGUUCUCAAGAAAUGAUCAAAAGCCAUACAAUUCCGCUUAAUGAGGGUAACGUACACAAUCUGCCUGUUCCAUUCAAGAGUUCCACUAAUACUAUGGAUCUGGAACAAGUGGAUAUGGAUAUUACAAAAUCAAAUACAAUUUUUAUUGGUAACAUUCCUGAAAAUGAAAUACCUUGUGAUCGUCAGAUUUCAGUUACAUCUAAAUGUGUGCAAUCGUCCAAGAGGAUUACAAUCUCCAGUAAUAAAAAUGUAAAUAAAGUUGGAGAUAUUACAAAUACAAGUGGUGGUCUAUUAUCCCGGAAGAAUAAGCCACAAGAUCUAGAGAAUAUAACAAGAAUGUUUAUGGCUUUCCAAGAUAAGACACGGUUUCCAUUUGAUCAAAAUGAUAUGGAUAUGACCAAGUCACACACUAUAGCCAUUGAAAGCAUGAAGAACAGAUUGAGAGAUGAUUUACAGAUCAAUCCUAUGUCGACAAGUAAAAAUGCACUUACAGAGUUGGAAGAUACUGUGGAGCGUACAGAAAGUCACACAGUUGUUGAUCAAGAUGAUCCAGUUACAGACUACAAUAAGUCUGUUAAUACCAUGUUUUCCAAAGAUGUUGACAUGGACAAUACAAAGUCCAACACUGUCUUUAUUGAUCACCUGUCGGAUAACCUGCAAAAUAAGGAAGUUCAGGUUUCAGGUAUUUACCCUAAAGGAAACCGUGUUUAUCAGAAUUCUUUUGAUGCUAAUAAUGAAACAGUAGAUGUAUAUUGUAAUGUGGAGGAGGCCAAAACAAACUUUGAGUUAGCAAACGCUGAGGAAGAGAGAUUUGUCUGUAAGGCUUCACUUGGUAAAACCAUAUAUAACCAAGAGGAUAUGGAAAGAAGGAGGUCUCAUACUGGUGAAAUUGAAAGCAAGCACUUGCAGGAUGUACAUAUUAACGGUCCUGUACAUGCAAAUGUGUCUACAUGUGACCACAUCAGUACGUCUAAUACAGCUAACUUUGUUUGUGAGGAUAUGUAUUUAAAUAGGUCUCACAGUACAAGGAUUGAAAACACCCAUUCUAAAGAAGCACCUUCUCUUUUUAGGACUAAAGCCAGUGGUAACAAAGAUUUGUCUUUGGUUUUACAAGACACAGCAGUCACAUGUUCAGGAACCGGAGAAAAGGAAAUAACAAAUUUUCAAGGAAAAGCGAUUUUUACAGCAGAAUAUAUUGACACCCAUCUUCUCCCGACUGAGGAAACUCUAUGUACAAAUGAGCAGGAACCUAUGGAAAUCACAAAAGCCCACACUGUUAUGGUAGAAGUUAAAAUGAUGAAAGCCCCUAAUUACCAAGGUCUGACCCCUGACAUUUGUACAAUAAAUGGAGAGACUGAGGAGAUGGACAUUGUAAAAACAUCAACCUUAGAAACAGAAAGACAUGAAACCUUUAUUGAAGAACCUAUGGAAAUGCUAGAGCAACCUGUAAAAAAAAGUAUUUCAAGGUCCACAACUGCAUUAUCAAAAACUGUACAGUUUUUAGAGGAUUUGGAAAAUAUGGAGCUUACACAAGUCCGUACUAUGCAAAUUGAAGGAGUGUCUGGAGAGAUUAUUGGCUCUUCUGGUAGAAAUAGCACCUGUGUGAUUUCAGAUGAAGAGAUUGAUAUCACUAAAAGUAAUACAGUUUUCAUUGACCAGAAAUGUGAGGCUACGAAGAACAGCUUGCUUCGAAACGUUGAUAUGAGGAAUGUAACUAGGAAUUUAGUGACUUCCAUUUGCAAUGAAGAAAUUCCAGAAGAAGAUACAGUUUCCAGUAAUAAAUCAGAAAUUUGUAAUGUAUCUGGGUUGAUUCAAGCUGCUUUGAAAUGUAAUAGCAAACCCUUAGAUAUUCGUACAGAAAAUCUUACAGUGGACAUGAAAAUUGUCAGUGACCAUAAACUGAAUGAUAUCCGUUCACUGUAUUCUGACUCUUGUGGUCUUCCUUGUGAGCUAGCUGUAACUGAUCAUAUCCAUGGCCUACAAACCAGUACUUCAGUCCCUCAAAAAGAUCCAGAAGAAUUGCAAGACAAUAUGGUGUCUAAAAAAGCUAAAAGAAGAUCAAAAAGAGUGUCUUUCCAUAUUCCUGAAAAAAAAUCUGUGAUAAGGGAUGAUAUUUUAAAACCAAGCACUGCAAUUCCAAUGCCAAAUCAAGAAGAGCAGUUUUCUUUGGUCCCAGGUGAACAUUACGCCAACAGCCAAGUGGAACGUGAAAACAUUCCUGUGCCUGUUAAUAUUGAAAUUUCCUAUGGUAAAUCAGACUUUACAAAUAACACUUUGAUUCAGUCUACAUCGGACAAUAAGUUAAAUUUGAAAGGUUUGAGCAACUUCCUUGAAAAUGCCCCUGACGCAUCAACUAAAAAUUUAACGGUUACUGAUGACAUAUGUAGCGUCAAAGAUAACAAGAGCAGCAGAAGCAUUGCUGAUAUACAAUUAAAAAUCAAGAGUUUGACCCAAAACACAAAUACCUCAGUCCAUCAAACUGCUCCUGUCUCAUGUUUUAUUGAACAGCUGCCCACUACAUCACAUAUUUCAUAUCGUCCAAAUACAAAUGAGAUACCUGAACAGGUUUUAUUGAAUACAGAUCUUUCCUGCAUAGUACUCAAUGAGGGGGAAAAAAAUGAUCCUCUUGAAGAGAGAGAUGUCAUCAUUACAAAAGAAACCUGUUUACCAAAUAGGCUGUCUGUCAAGAUAUUUCAGCCUAGGUUACCCACCAAAAGAUAUUCCAGCACAAGUAACACGCAGGAGCGAAUUUCCUCUUCUGCUCCUAAGGCACAAGCUGGCCGAACAUCCAUGACACUUCUCAAGGCUUUAACUUCUAGUGAUGACGUCCAGUGUAUAGAAGAGGAAAUCCUUCCGGUUUGUCCAGAUGACCAGGAAAUAAAUAGUUUAUUUCAAUAUGAUGUGCCAGAAGGUGCUUGGGAGGAGUUGUGUAAGAAAGAAGCUCUGCACAAAAACCUAAAACAAUGUGCUGUUGGACCCGAAGAGACCAUUACUGUUCAAAAAAGGAUUCGUGAUACAGAGGACGAUGUAGAAAUUCAGAGAGAAAAGAAAGCCAAGCGAAAUGAGACAUCCGACCAAGUGGAACAGACAUCGGUAGCUAAUAAAAGUCCAAGUUAUAGAAGUGAUUUAUCUCAUACGAGUAAAGCCAUGGAGAAAACUUAUUGCAGCAGCAGCUCCCAAGACUCAAAGGGAGAAGGGAUGUCUGUAGAUCUAAGCAGUCAGCAGUACUCUCAGAUGGACUCUCAGUUACCAUGGGAUUCUGGAUGUGAGCAAACCCUAUGGCAGAAAUUCCAGGAUGGAACAAUUACAACAAAAGAGUUUUUUAUACUACUUCGGAUCCGUAUUUUAAUACAGAAGCCAAGAUACAGUGAACUUCCAGCAAAUCUUGCUACGAACGAAGCAAUAUCUUCAGCAGACGUCUUGCUAGAUCAAUACAUAUACCAGCCUAAGCUGCAGGUGUACGAGGAGGAAUGUCAUUCCUUGUACCAAACAAUUGAAGAGUUAAAGGUUUGUGUGGAGCGGCAGGAAAAGCCUUUAGUGCAAAUCAACAAUCUACUCUGGGAAGCUUUGAGGAUGUGCUCAGAAAAUGAGUUGAUGUUCUUCGGUGUAAAACUAAAAAAUCUUAAGGCUAUGUAUUCUAAGAAAAGUAAGCUUUUAGCCCAUGAAAGAAAAGUGACCAUGUACGGAAAACUGCUCCACACAGCACAGGUGCAGUGGGAGCAAUUCCAGCGAAGAAUAAGUGAGACGGAUAAGCUUAUUGAAGAGCUUGAUGAUUGCAUCUCCAACCUAGAAAUGGAAACUGCCAAACUGGAUAAGGAAUGCAGAAAUCCUAACCUGGCAGAUGAAGUCCCAUGUGGUGCUGAAAUACGUAAUGAGAUUGAACAUUUGAAGUCUGUGGAGCAGGAUUGCAUCGGAGAAAUCUUGCAGCUAAAAGAACGGAAGGAACACGUUUUAACACAGCUUGGCAGCCUUCAAGCAGAAUCAAGGGAUCUUGACAAACAUUUAGACAAACCCAGUUUCACAGAGUGGGACCUAAUUGAGUGGACAGAUGAGGAGGCAACGUUUGUUUUUCUGUACGAUUCUCUGCAACUUAAGAUAUUGUUUGGAGAUUAUGCCAAUAGUGAACAGUUUAAUAAUCAACCUUGCAGAAGAAUUUCAACUGUCAUAUUGGAAUCUCAGCUGAAUGAAGAAAUUGCGCCACCUUCAACUCUUCUAGUACAUAGAUUAAUAAUGAUGUUUAUCGAAAGAAAGGGAAGCCUUCACAAGACCUAUAAAACUCAAAACAAUCUGCCUCAGUUACUUUUUGAUGUGUCCCUGGUGGUGAGCAGAUGUAAAUUACUUGGAGAAGAGAUUCAAUAUCUAACUAAAUGGGGUGCAAAAUAUAAUCUAAUGCAGACACAAAUACAGAGCAAUGAAGUGAGGCUACUGUUUUCCAGCUUGGCAGCUAUUGUAAAGUUUGAGCUGAUAGUACAUCUUUCAGAAUCUUACCCAACAGCCCCUUUGCCAUUUACAUUAGUUAAUCGUAUUGGAAAUAUUGACCAGAGCAGAGUGACUGCCGUUAUGUCAAAGGUACCUGUGGGUCUUUGGCACCUGAAGAGGGCAGUGAAAUCAAUACAUGAAAAUCUCCUUGUAUAGUAAAUUAUAAAUGUUUUGAGGCUACUGAAUGUCUGUUAUGUUGAAUGAUAAAAGGGGUAUGCUUACCUGAAAUGUAUUUUAAAUUAGUAUUUCUUUGUUGCCUUACAGCCUAUUCAAGAUUGUAUUUCUUGUGACUAAGUGGUUGAGUGGUGAUUGAACUCAUCCAUCAAGCUGCAUCAGACUGUUCUAUUCUCUAGUUUUCUAGGGUGAAUUAAUUUUGAUGCUUACAAUUUCUAUAGUCAGGUCGAGGGCUGCCGAGGAUUUAACCCGCACAAGAUGCACCACAUGAAUUUUUAAAUGCCUUUGUCCUUUUUAUGAGCAAUAAACACUGCUUAAAAUG